Neocloeon triangulifer is the source of this 2736-nucleotide messenger RNA. Its product is annotated as peroxidase-like. Gene Ontology annotation, biological process: response to oxidative stress. Gene Ontology annotation, molecular function: heme binding; peroxidase activity. The record is from RefSeq and is a predicted model, not a curated record. Lineage: Eukaryota; Metazoa; Arthropoda; Insecta; Ephemeroptera; Baetidae. Bases 128 to 2371 code for a protein of 747 amino acids. The transcript is spliced from 14 exons.
GCGCCGCUUGAGGGGGCUCAUCUUGCACUUCGGCGACCACCAGACAAGAAGAAGCUCCAGGGUUCGCGACUGCGGCAAAAACGAAUUGCGGAUCAAACUGCUAUUUCCAAACAAAGUUACUUCGAUCAUGAAGUACGGAGGCGCCGUACUGGUUGCUGCUCUGUGCGCUGCGUUUUGGACCUCGGGUUCCACUUUCAGAAUGCCGGCCGCCGAGCACCUCGCUAACUACGCAAGUUGGCCUUUUUGGGUUUUUGGGCGGCCACACCGCCUUGGCAGACAACACCAAACAGCCGCAGAACUUCCAAAGGUGGACCCUGAGGUCCUGCACACGUCAGUGAAGUUUGGGGAGAACGUGAUAGGGCGACUGGCGCGACUUGAAAAGACUUUGGCUAACGCCGACGUCCGCGUGAGACCCGGUUCAGCACCCCACGGACAGUUAAUUGCAGGCAACCCUGUAGACGGUGCCCUUGAGCGACACCGACAGGCCCAGGUCGCGGUCAGAGCCUCGCAAUUCAUCGCAGACAACAACUGCAAAAGAUUUGAUCUGAAGGAACGCCGUUGUGGAGAACUAGUCAAUUCGCUGAGCCUCGACGGCACUGAUUUAAGCGCGCACUGCGACACGGCGGUCGAUCUUGAGUGCAACACAACAUCGCCUUUCCGCAGCAUCGACGGUUCAUGCAACAACCGGCGUCACCCUGUUUGGGGAAGGUCGAUGACCGCCUACCAACGUAUGCUGCGAUCUCAGUAUGGCGAUGGUUUGCACCAAAUGAAAAAGUCGCAAAGUGCAGCUGCGCCUUUGCCGGGCGCUCGCGAAGUCAGCGCUACUCUGGCCGCGGACAAGGAGCGACCGGACAGGGAGGCCACGAUGGCCGUAAUGCAGUGGGCUCAGUUCGUCGGACUUGACCUCGCACACACACCCUCUGCCAAGAUGGUUUUUACGGGCAGUUCAAUUGCUUGCUGCAAACCGGAUGGUGGCUUGUUGCCCCCUCGCUCACUUCACCCCUUCUGUGCACCUAUCCCAGUUCCGGCUGACGACCCUGUGUUCAAAGGACGAAGAUGUCUUGACUAUGUCCGCUCAGUCACGGCGCCCAGACCCGAUUGCAAGUUUGGACCAGCUGAGCAGAUGAACCAAGCGACUCAUUGGCUUGACCUUUCAAUGGUCUACGGCACCACCGAUGAUAUUAGUAGGGGAUUGAGGGCUCACGAAAAUGGACUCCUGCAAACCAGUGACGGCUCUCUUUUGGCUCUCUCUCCAGAACCGACCACUGAUUGCCAAUUGACAACUAAACCACUUGGAGCCUGUUUUAAAUCAGGUGAUAGUCGUGUGAAUGAGCAACCCAUGCUAACUGCUCUGCACACUGCAUGGGUUCGCGAGCACAACCGCGUGGCCAAUACCUUGUACGCUUUGAACCCCCACUGGAAUGAUGAACGACUUUUCCAGGAGGCCAGACGCAUCGUGGUUGCUGAAUACCAGCACAUUACUUUUGACCAUUGGGCACCUGUCCUCCUUGGGGAGCUUUACUCGCGUCAAAUGGGACUGCACAAGGCCGAUUACUCGGAGAACGUGGAUCCCGCGGUGAGGAACAGUUUCGCAACGGCCGCUCUGCACUUUUUGUACUCGAUGAUGCCGGGAAAUAUCCAGCUUACGGAGUCUGAUCGACGUGUGAAUUCAACCCUGCGAUUGAGGGAGCACUUCAAUAAGCCUGGCGUUUUGCAGAAGCCAGGGCGGCUAGACCAACUGCUUAGGACAAUGGCUACUCAAAACGCGCAAAAAGUCGACCUGAUCCACACAGAGGAGGUUACAAGUGGCCUAUUUGCUGGUAACUUGGGUUUGGGUGCUGACGCCCUGAGUUUGGUGGUACAAAGGGGAAGAGAUCACGGCUUACCGGGCUACAAUGACUUCAGAGCAGCUUGCGGUUUGCCGAGAAUGUCCUGCAUUGAUGAAUUAGCCGACUUAAUUCCAAAAGCGGUGGUGAAUCAACUCAAAACCCUGUACGCGAGUGUCAAUGACGUAGACCUUUUUGUUGGAGCGAUGGCAGAACGUCCGGCUGACGGAGCUCUGGUCGGCCCGACCUUCCGCUGUCUAAUUGGCCGGCAAUUGAGCGACACCCGCCGUGCCGACAGAUACUUUUUCGACCUUCAGGACCAAGCUGGAUCCUUUACUCCAGAGCAACUAACAAACAUCAGAAAGACGAGUUUGGCGCGAGUUUUCUGCAGCAACGGCGACCAAAUUAAGUUUAUGCAACGCAAUGUCUUCCUCGCACCUAGAACCAAGGGGAGUUUGGCCGGUGACACGCAGGACGCGAGCGUGGCCCGCUGUUCGGACUUGCCAGACCUCGACCUAUCGCCCUGGAGGGAACAAUCAGUUUAGCCCAAAUUUGAAAUGCAAGGCAAGGCCAAAUUGUAAAUAUCUCAGGUUAAUAUAAUAUAAUGAACAAUUCUACAAAUAUGAAAAGUAUUUCAGCACUGAUAUAUUAAAGGACUCAAAUUUAUAUAAUUUUACUAAAAAUCGUGUGAAGAUUCGACUGAAAAUGAGUUUUUAAUAAUGUUGUGUGCGAGUGGUUAAAUGAAUUAAAUAGUUUGUAAUAAAACUGCUACAUCAUGAGUGCAAUACAUAUAUACUUAUGAUUUUGUUUCCUCUCACUCUCGGCAGUCCGGUUUUUGUUGAGAACUAACAAAUAUAGCCUUGAUUCAUUCAAGCGAAUAGUUAUAGAAUAAUUGUUUUGGUCUUUCAUU